AUGUGCCCUGAAAUGUGUGAUGUGCCUGGAGUGCUGUGCCCUGCCAUGUGGUUGCUUCUGCUGGCUUUGCAUCAAUUCAUCUUGCCAGUUCCAUGUGCUGCCGUUUCACAGUUGGUCAGGUCGCCAGUGCUUGCCAUGCUUGCCAUCUUGCGAGUGGAUUUGUAUCCUGUUCUUUGUGUUGCACGGACAGCAUCUUCGUUCCAUGUUGUGUUGCAACUUUACCUCGCCUGCAGCUUUAUGUGUCGACUGCAUGUGCUCUUACAACUAGCACCUGGUAAUGCUGCGUGCUCAGAUCUUGCUGCUAACCUGUCGAAAUGCGAGGAACAUACUCAGUGA
Molecule: messenger RNA, 336 nt
Organism: Ostreobium quekettii
Lineage: Eukaryota; Viridiplantae; Chlorophyta; Ulvophyceae; Bryopsidales; Ostreobiaceae
Source: the annotation of a GenBank genome assembly